AUGAAUCGGCAAAGAGAGGCCGAAAAGGCCCUUCAUGAUCAAACCAACAUUCUUCCCUUUGCACAAUUGAUGAUUGUCUUCACGGGUCUCGCGAUUUCCUUGCUGAUCUGCAUGGUGGAUCAGAACGGUAUCAGUGUCACAUUGCCAACGAUAGCCCGCGAUCUCGGGGCCCAGAAUACCAUCUCUUGGGCCGGAACCUCAUCUCUGAUUGCGAAUACCAUGUUCACUGUGCUGUAUGGUCGGCUCUCAGAUAUCUUUGGUCGAAAGAUCGUGUACAUCUAUGCAUUGAUUCUACUCUGUAUUGCGGAUCUGCUCUGUGGUUUGUCCCAGAAUCCGGCUAUGUUCUAUGUCUUUCGAGGCUUGGCUGGUGUUGCCGGUGGUGGUGUUACCUCUUUGACGAUGAUUAUUGUCUCGGACAUUGUCACCCUAGAAAAGCGAGGCAAGUACCAGGGUAUUCUGGGUGCCGCUUUAGGACUCGGUAAUAUCGUCGGACCAUUUCUGGGAGCUGGAUUCGUCAUGCGGUCAACAUGGCGUGGUUUCUUCUGGUUGAUCUCUCCGCUGGCUGCUUGCUCUGCAGUCGCCGGGCACUUCCUCAUUCCAAAUACCGCAAACAAAGACAGCUUCCGGCACAACAUUGCCCGUAUCGACUGGUACGGAUUGCUUGCAUCUUCCAUUGGUAUCAUCUUCCUCUUGAUUCCCAUUUCGGGAGGUGGGUCCUAUUUUCCCUGGGAUUCAGCACUGGUCAUAACCAUGCUCGUUAUCGGAGGUUGUGCCUUCGUCGUAUUCUUCUUCAUUGAGUGGAAAGUGGCUCCGUUGCCGAUGUUGCCAGUCGUCUUCUUCAAGAACAAGGUCAUCUGUGCGAUUUUCUUGCAGCACAUACUGUAUGGUGCAGUCUAUCAGGCAAAUCUCUAUUACCUGCCAUUAUACUACCAGAACGCUCGUGGCUGGUCGCCAAUUGCCUCUGCCGCUAUGACAUGUCCUAUGGUUAUAGCGCAGGCAACUAUGUCGGUGCUAUCUGGCCAGUAUAUAUCACGAUUCAAGCGCUAUGGCGAAAUCAUCUGGACUGGAUUUGGAUUAUGGACCUUGGGCCAGGGUUUGCUGCUGUUAUUCGGUGCUCACACCCAUCCAGCUAUUCUUGCGGUCAUCGUAGCCGUCAUGGGCUCCGGCAUUGGUUUCUCAUUCCAGCCCACUCUUGUCGCCAUUCAAGCCCACUGCACCAAAUCACAAAGAGCAGUUGUGAUCGCAGAUCGCAACUUUUUCCGCUGCAUGGGUGGUGCAUGUGGCCUCGCGAUUUCUGCGGCAAUCUUGCAAGCUACUCUGCGCUCCAAUCUUCCACCCAAAUUUGCAUACUUGGCAGAGUCCUCAUUUUCGCUGCCUGCAAGGGGGAAUAUCAGCUCCUCUGAGUGGGCUUCAAUUCUGCUUUCUUACACCAAGGCUUCACAUGCAGUGUUCAUCCUGCAGGUUCCUCUCAUCGGUCUUUGUUUCCUGGCAUGCUCAUUUAUCCGCGAUAGAGGGUUGGAGCGACCAAAGGAGCCUGAAGAGAUUGAGGAGGAGAAGCGGAAGGCUCAAGAGGAGAAGGAUGCUGAGGCGGCUGUCUCUGAUCACCCCGAGGAGGAGGUCGACCACCAAACACACGCUCCAAUAGAGAAGCGUCAGUCUACGUCGACAAUUGCCGAAUCCUCGAUGCCACCUUCUCGGGCGGAGCCCAAUCCCCAGGCAUCGACAUGUAUGCACCUGGGCAUUCCCCGGAUUCUUCGAGGCAGACGAGUCCCGCUUCGCGAAUUCACAACCCGCGAAAACGCGGCAGGACCGCCGGGUGUUACGUGCGACAAGUCCAGUGUCCGGGAGGGGAGCGACCGCCAGAAUGAUUAUACAAGGCGUCUAGAGGAGCGCGUGGCAUUUCUUGAGCGCAAACUUGUUGAAUCCGAUCGACCAUCGGAUCAGAAUGCAGCCACAAAUGCUGCGCCUCCGUUCUCCCCACAAGGAGGCCAUGCGACGCCACACACGACUACCUCUGGACUCGACCACAAUCCUGUCGGGGAGAUUGUCGGUCUUCUUGCCCUGAGCUCCUCCGAGGCCCCUGCAUAUGUAGGAUCCAGCUCUGGUCUUUCGCUUGCUACCGACUUGGGGGAAAUGGUCCAGACGAGUGUAUGGAAUCAGUUCAUCUCAAGAAUGCAGCAGGAAAACAGCUCCACCAAUAGACCUCCUACAGCAGCGGAAGUACCGGGACCUUCAGAGCAGCCUACUACCUCCCAAGCCCGAGAUCGAUCAAGAGUGGAAGAUCUCUUGCCGGCCACAGUGGAACCUCCAACUGAUGAAAUGGGAACGAAAAUACUCGAGAAUUACUUUAACAGACUUCAUGCCCGAUACCCAUUUCUUGAUAGAAAACAAGUAUGGAAGAUCCACGAGGACCGAUGGCGCUUGGCGAGGACCAAGCGUGAGGAUCUCACUCGCUCUGAUCGAUUUGCUAUCUUCAAGCUCAAUUUGGUUUAUGCCAUAGGAGCAACAAUGCUCCAAUUGAGCGAGAAAUACGCAUACACUGCUCCUGAGCGCUUUUACACUGCCGCCUUACAGCAUGUUCCCACAAUGUGCGAAGCCCGAUCCAUCGACAACAUCGAGGCCAUGGUCCUCCUCGUCGUGUACCAUCUCCGGACUGCAUCUAACCAUGGCAUGUGGUACAUGAUUGGUCUUGCCAUGCGCACUGCCGUCGACCUAGGUCUUCACCGAAAAGCAAACGAGAGCAAGCUGGACCCAUUCACCACUCAAAUGCGCCGAAGACUAUUCUGGACCGUAUACUACUUAGAGCGCGUCGUGUCAAUGUCCCUCGGCCGCCCCUUCAGCAUCUCCGAUCGUCACAUCGAUCUCGACCUUCCACUAGAAGUAGACGACGACAUCCAAGAUCCGGCCCUCCUCGCCGCCCCCCAAGACCCAACAAAAACAACAACCCUAACAUUCGCAAUCUAUCUCUUCAAACUCCGCCGCAUCGACUCCCGCAUCCAACACAAAAUCUACCGCGCCGACCGCACCCUCUCCACCCUCCGCCCAAAAAUGGACCCUCUCUACCUCGAACUCGAACAAUGGAAAGAAUCCGCCCUCCGAAGAUUCACCGGUCCCGACCUCGACUACCCAAUGCUCCACUACCAUCGCGCCGUCAGACUUCUAAUCCAACCCUUCCUCCCUCUCCUCCCAAUAACAGAUCCCUACUACCAAAUCUGCAUCCUGGCCGCCGGCAACAUCUGCCAAACCCACAAACGCCUCCACCAAACCCUCGAAUACGGCCACUCCUUCCUAGCCGUGCAAACCGUCUUCAUGGCCGGCAUCACCCUCCUCUACGCCCUCUGGACACACACAGACCAAGUCUGGUCCGUCCGCAUGAGCAACGACAUCGGCGCCUGCUCGACCGUCCUCUUCGUGAUGGGCGAGCGCGCAGCUUGGGUCAAGAAAUACCGAGAUGCAUUCGAGUUGUUGGUCAACGCGGCUAUGGAGAAAUUGCAGGGGAACGAGAGGGCUCGUAAUGCAGGUAUGGCGGAGCUGAUGACCGCGCAGUAUGGGGUUAAUUGGAAUACCGCUGCGCCUACGGGUGGGGAUGAGAAGUUUACGGCUGUUGAUCCGGCUGGAGUGCCGGAUAACACGGGUGCCAUGCCACAGCCGCAGGGGUGGCCGGCUGUUGACUCGGAGCAUGCGGUUAGGAUGGCGUUGCAGUUGGCGCCGUGGAUUGAUCAGGAUGAGAGUGAUCCGUUAUGGAUGCCGGAUUUUGAGACGUUGGAGGAUUUGUCGGGGACGUUUUGGAGUCAUCCUGAUACGAGGCUUUUUGAUCCUGUGUGA
Penicillium bovifimosum is the source of this 3825-nucleotide messenger RNA. Its product is annotated as putative MFS transporter. The record is from RefSeq and is a predicted model, not a curated record. NCBI's taxonomy places the organism in Eukaryota, Fungi, Ascomycota, Eurotiomycetes, Eurotiales, Aspergillaceae. The transcript is spliced from 7 exons. The coding region runs from base 1 to 3825 and encodes 1274 amino acids. Gene Ontology annotation, biological process: positive regulation of transcription by RNA polymerase II; transmembrane transport; DNA-templated transcription. Gene Ontology annotation, molecular function: zinc ion binding; DNA-binding transcription factor activity, RNA polymerase II-specific; transmembrane transporter activity.